Molecule: messenger RNA, 5415 nt
Organism: Exophiala mesophila
Lineage: Eukaryota; Fungi; Ascomycota; Eurotiomycetes; Chaetothyriales; Herpotrichiellaceae
Exons: 3
Coding region: 247-5202 (1651 amino acids)
Biological process (GO): barbed-end actin filament capping; actin filament severing
Molecular function (GO): actin filament binding; phosphatidylinositol-4,5-bisphosphate binding
Source: RefSeq, a predicted model, not a curated record
AUCAACAACAGAUGUUCAGAAAAAAAUUGUUUCCUUUAGCCAGCCAUCCACACUCUGCCGGGCCCUAGAAGCUCCCGAGCCUCUGCUUCUCCUUUAAGCCAGUCCAACGAAUCUUCCGUUCUUUGAAGCCUUUAUUCUCCGACGGCCAUACACGCAGGCCCCGUACCAUGACUGCGCCAUAGUCCACACCAGCAACUACAUCCACAAGGUCCACUCCUCAAAAACCUAGUACAUUUUCUCUCCAUCAUGGACGCGUCUAACGAUGGCUCUGAGUCUGUCGACCAGUUCCUGGCUCGUAUCGCCAGCCUCACUUUGAAGCAGGGUGAAGAAGACGCCGAACGCUCGAGAAAAAUGGAGGAAGAGAUGAUGCAGGCUCGUAAGGAGCGGCAGGCAAGAAGAGCUGAACGUGCACGAUCACUUUCGCCCUCCAAGACUGGUCCUACCCCGACCUUGAGAUCUGUCGUUGACACUACGCCGGUACAAACCCGGGGCAUUGAUCCUCCUGUCGUCCUCACUCCGCAAUCUCGUCCCCAGACUCUAGGCCGAUCCGGUUCAAUUUCCCCUAGAGCUGAACGGCCUUCUCUUGCUUCCGUUGAUUUCAAUCGCCCUCUACCUCCUCAUCCAUCGCCCGCAGACCAUUCCCCGAGUGUGGGCAACUCAACCAAUGCAACUUCUUUAUCUCGAAGCGGCACUCUCUCCUGGAAUCAGCGUCCCCUAUCAAGAGCCGGCGCGAUCGGCUCCGUGCGAUCACGACCGCAGUCAGUGGCAUCUAUUCCCGAUUCUUGUGUCGGUCGACCUCCCUCCCCCUCCAAGGACGCUCCUGAGAUGUCCAGACAAGAUAUUGCCGCCUCGCUCGCCUCACGAGAUCCUUCAUGGUUUCGCCAGACCUCGGACCGUGGCCUAAGCUCGGCCGCUUACCGCAAGAAUGAAACCGAUUCUUCUGAAACCACAGCGACAUCAUUCGGCAGAGGUAUGCGCUUACCGGGGAUGGCCAAAGAAUCAUCGUCUAUACCCGGCAAAAAUAUCCAAGCCGAUGGUCCCCAAACAAGCACAACCUCAUCACCAAGCAUUCCGUCUGGUGAACCAUCGUAUUCACGCCACGAUUCUAGCGCCGAUAGAGCACCGGCCACUACUCGACCGCUCUCUACAAUCUCAUUAACCCCGUCAAAAUCUCCUGCGCUUGAUCAACCUUACUUAAGAUCAUUGGAUCUACCGAGUCCAUCAGAUCCUGAUGCACCUGGUAUUGCUCGCACUUCUAGUGUCCUCUCUACUAGUCGGCCAUCUUCGCCUACCAAAGGUCUAGGUGGGUUUGUUCAAAGCGCCAUGAUGAAACGUUCAGAUAGCGUCAGUAAAAGGUGGAGUGUUCAGGCCAGUGCAGGACUCAAGCGCGGGGACUCGGUCGCAACAUCUAGACCUGCACAUCUCCAAAGUCUCAGCGGCUUUACCCCCGGGCAUUCCAGAGGUUCUUCCAGAGACGUACGCGGCUUCAAAGACGGCGAAUCAUCGCCUUUGUCAACUUCCAGACCCGUAUCAAGCCAUGGAUCUGACCCUGUGCCAAUUCUCAAAAGCAGUACACCUCGCGUAGAUGACUCAGCGCCCGCUGCCAAGAGUAAUCCGUUAAGCGAGCAUGAUCACUCCGAAGCCGUCACAUCACCUCCACAAGAACAGAAGCCCCCCUCCACUCAGCAGUCUUCUGAGGACUUGUUGUCGCGAAGUCCAUCAAAGACGCUUGAUCCCCGCAGGUGGAGUCCGACCAAGGCGAGCUGGCUCGAGAGUGCCCUGCAAAAGCCUGAUGCACCUAGGUUCACGAAGAAGCCAGAGAUUCCUGCCUGGAAGUUGGACAUGCAGCGAUCCAAGGAGCAACGUGUCAAGUCUCCCGAACUCGGCCAAUCGACAGAAGCGAAAGAUUUAGACUCAACUCCUGCUGGCGGCAAUUUGUCGCUGGCUCAUUCAGAGAGCCAUGGAAAGACGCCUACGUCUGCUACGCCUAGGACGGACCAACAAGCGGUGAAGUCAAUUCCAGGGACUGGGAAUCCAAGUUCAAACAACAUCAUAGCUCCGUUGCAACAGGACGAGAAGCCAGCGGUGCCUUCGAAGCGCAACCUGAUCUCCAAAGACGUGUCACGUGCAGAAGAACAACCGAAGCCAGAUUCUUCGAGCUUGGUUCAAGGAAUCGAGUCGGCUUCGGAACCUCGUCCUGCCGAACAUACCCCCGUCAAGGUUGAAAGCAAAAGUACCAUCCUCAAACCUAAGCCCCAAACACCACCGAAGACCGAUUUCCGGGCCGCUCUCAAAGCACGCCAGCCGGCCUCAAAUGACAACAAUGGGACUGAGCCCGAGUUCAAGGCGGUGUUCGGGAAGCUGAAACGGACACAGACGCAAAAUUAUGUGGCACCAGACCUUCUGAAGGACAACAUUACAAGAGGAAAGGCAGCACUGGCAGUCACAGGUGGGCCUCAACAAACGAAGCGUGUCGAUGAAUUCAAGGAGAGCAUUCUCCAGAAGAAGGAAGCAAUGAAGGCGGCUGGCGGGAGUACCAGCAAGAGGCCAGAAUCAAUGGAAGCAUCAAAACCGAAACAUGAUGAAAUCCCUGAAGCCCUGAUACGACGAAAUGCUCUGCAAAAAACCAAUUCACUGCCUGAUACUGAGUCUAGAAAGUUGCCAGACGUUUCGAAAGAGUCAUCGCGCACCUUCCCAGCCAAGAUCGAUAAGCCCCAGAAGCCUCCGGUGCUUUCACAAAAGGAGUCGCCGCCGACAGGGAGCCCUGCUUGGAAAGGGUCUCAAACACCCGUGACUUCGCCAUCAAAGGCUACGCCGCCGUCGGCUGUACCGAAGCCACUGCCCAAGGAAAAGUCUCUCUCGGAACCCAUCCCGUCCAAUUACGGUCAGAAACUACCCGGUUCUAAUGUCGUCAAGAAAGAGGACAGAGAUCAGGUCACCUUGCCAGUGUCCAGUGUGGCCCGCCCGAUUCAAGCCAAUAUACCACCAAAGUCAAGUGCAUCAGAGAAGAGUAACCUGGCCGCACGUCUCAACCCUGCUCUGGCUGGCUUUUUGUCUCGUAGUGGAAGUCCUCGCCUUCCCGGCGACCCUCCAAGUGAGGGUAAUCAGUAUGGCUCUCAAAGCUCAGGACGGAUGGUGUCUACGGCGGCAGAUCAGCCCUCUGCAGGACUGACCCAUAUGACGAAGGGCAGAGCCAAAGGGCCGAAGAGGAGAACGCCCAAAGACAAUCAAAGCGGCCGCAACAGCAAACCGAAGGCAAAUUCGUUAGAUCGUCCACCCAAGACCUCCGAAGCUGAAGCGCCACAAUCAGCGUCUCCAGCUCCCGAGCAGGCAAGCAAGUCUGCAACUCUUCCACUCGCAUCAUCAGUGGUCAAACCAUCCCCGAGAAAGCCGAGUGCCGGGAUUGAGGUUUCAAAAACACCUUCAGGCCCUCCGUCUUCUACCACAACGCCCAAGGGUCUAUUGUCGCCUAGCUCCCUCUCAGAUAGCCUUGCUGAAUCGGCAAAGCGUGCCGUUGCUGCUCCUUCAUCCACUCCUGAGCCUUUCUCAAAGUCUAAACCCAUUGUGGCAAAGAAAUCUGAAGAGCUUCGCAAGGUGUCAAGUUCUGAAAUACCCGAGUCUUCAAAUGCCAUCUCUUCCAGACCUGCAACUCCUAAGAAGUUUUCGGUACUCUCAGAUCAACAAUCUCGACUCGAUGCACAAGACAAACCGGCAGUGAUCUCAAAAACACCUUUGAACGCAGCAACUAUGCCUCUGACUCCCAGCAAAUCGAAACUCAACACUCCAAAAUCCAAACCAGAAGCCGACACCGACCCUAAAUCCAGCCUGGCGUCUUCCGGAAAAGCCAACGGCGUUGGCGUCCGAAUUGAUUCGCCCCACAUUAAGCCUCUUGCAACAUCUGAAUUGACCCCUCCGUCAGAAUCACAGUUAUCUGCGGGCCGCUCGAAGCCAAUUCCUCCCAAGCCAUCGCAAAAGCCGCUUCAGUCAACUACAAAUGCUCAUCUUGUCAGAACACAACUUGAAGCGAUCCUUGGCCCGUUACCGCAAUCUACCGAUAGGGCAGAGUUUGAUACCCAUUCCUUUUUGUCGUCCCAGGCACCUGGUGAGAAGGUCAAAACCGUCAAUCACCAGAUUUGGGAGGUUGGGGCAGGGGGGAAGAAAAUACCCAUGCCGCCUCAGCAGGAACACAUCUUGUUUGAGGACAGCAUGUAUCUGAGUAUCCACGUGAUGCAAAUCUCGAACGGGACACAGACAUCGGAAGCUUACCUUUGGUGCGGAGAUGAAGUCUCUGAAGCUGCCAUUGAGGAUGCUCAACUAUUCUGUCGCAAGGCAGCUCGAGAGAACAACGCAAAGCUUGAGAUUAUUCGACAAGGAAAGGAAAAGUCGGAAUUUUUCCAGGGUCUGGGAGGAAUCGUCAUUAUCCGCCGAAACAAGACCUCGGCGUUGUAUAUGCUCUGUGGCCGACGACAUCUUGGCCAUGUUGCCUUUGAUGAAGUUGACUUUGCGCCUGAUCAACUCACUUCAGGCCUGCCAUUCUUGAUCUCGGCUAAAUUUGGCAAAUUAUACCUUUGGAAAGGAGCCAGUAGCAACCCAGAAGAUGUGGGAUGUGCGAGACUCAUCGGUAUGGAUCUGGGGCUGACGGGAGAAAUCGAGGAGAUCAGCGAGGGAGAAGAACCGGCCAGUUUCUGGGAAUCAUUUCCCUACACUUCUGGAAAGCGAAAGACGACGGCUGGGCGUUCUGAGUCGGAUCGACACCGCGGGCAGUCGACAAGAUUGUAUCGAGUGGAGCUCGAUCGACCCAAAUCCUCGGGCGGCUUCUGGGGCUUGCGAGCCGCCUCACCCUCUAAGCCUUCGAAUAAGGCUCUGAUCGAGGAAAUUCGGCCAUUCACUCAGCAGGACCUGGAUGCGAGUUGUAUCCAGAUUCUCGAUGUCUACAGUGAACUCUAUGUCAUUGUUGGACAAUCAGCACGGAAACCUGUAGAGUUUAUUACGGCAUUACAGGUUGCACAGGAGAUGGCCGUGUUAUCACCUUCUGUACAAGAUCGACCAUUUUUGCCGACCUGUCACGUCAUCUCAGGCGACAUACCCGACAACAUCAAGGCAACCUUUCGCAAGUGGAAGCCCACAAGGUCCACAUUACCGCAGGGGUCUAUCUCGGCUCGAGCUGAAGAUGUCAUGCAAGAGCUGGGCAUUGUGUCAUAGUUUAUACAGCAGUUGCUUCUAUGUAAAGAAGGUGGAGGUGACUGGCACCCUUUCGGUUGGGUAGCUCGAGGACAAAGCAGGACAUAUCAUAUUGUGUCGUAGAUGGGAUUGAUGGUUCAGUGAAGACAUGACUGAUCAUGACGAGACAGAUGAUGAUGAUACUAUUAGCUAUGGUGAUGAUGUCAGCCAUGGACAAUAAACCAGGAACCGUGC